Messenger RNA from Chanos chanos (milkfish), 1873 nucleotides. RefSeq names its product WW domain binding protein 4 (gene wbp4). Gene Ontology annotation, molecular function: zinc ion binding; protein binding; RNA binding. The record is from RefSeq and is a predicted model, not a curated record. Gene Ontology annotation, cellular component: nucleus; precatalytic spliceosome. Gene Ontology annotation, biological process: mRNA splicing, via spliceosome. Bases 78 to 1250 code for a protein of 390 amino acids. NCBI's taxonomy places the organism in Eukaryota, Metazoa, Chordata, Actinopteri, Gonorynchiformes, Chanidae. The transcript has 10 exons.
CUACAUUAGCAAUGUUUGUAUUUCUAGAACCCCGAUAAACCUUUACUUUGGAGAUAUAACAUAGGAAAUCAUUCGUAAUGGCGGAUUACUGGAAGUCACAGCCAAGGAAAUUCUGCCAGUACUGCAAAUGUUGGAUAGCAGACAAUAAACCAAGUAUUGAGUUCCAUGAGAGGGGGAAGAAUCACAAAGAAAAUGUGGCGGCUAAAAUUGAAGAGAUUAAAAAGAAGAGCAUUGACAAGGCUAAGAAGGAGGAACGCAUGUCUAAGGAGUUUGCAGCCAUGGAGGAGGCUGCGCUGAAAGCCUAUCAGGAGGACAUGAAGAGACUACAGGCAGAAUCAGGUAUGUCAGAGACUCCAGUUAAAUCUCAGAGUAAAACAAGGAAACCUGAGGUGGAGGUUACCACGGACACUGACAGCAACGACCAAUCAGAUGCCUGGGUGGAAGGAACAACAGAUGAUGGACAGAUUUACUACUACAACGUUUUGACUGGAGAAUCCCAGUGGGAUAAACCAGAUGGGUUCCAGGGUGAUACCCCAGUCUCUGCUCAGAGUCAGACUUUCUCAGGCAGUGCAUGGAUGGAAGCAGUGAGCCCUGAUGGAUACACUUACUAUUAUAACACAGAGACAGGAGAGUCCAGCUGGGAAAAGCCAGCAGACUUCGAUCCGCAAGAGGAACCAGGCCCUCCCGGAGAGGCCGAGGAACAGGGGGACCCCUCUCCGCCCAAACCGGAGGCGCUGUCCGGGGGAGAGGACAGUUCAGACGCCUCCAAAGGAGCUGCGGAAACAGAGGAGGUUAAACAGCCUCGAGUCCCCAAAAUCAGCUUCAGGAAAAGAAAAGAAGAGGCAACACAGCCCUCAGAGACAGACAAAGAGAAGAAAGAGGGAGAUGAAGAGGGGGAUGAAAACAAGGAAAAGGAAGAUGAUCCAGUUUCCGCUGCACCUCCUGAAGCUGCAAAGGAGGAUGAAAUUCCAGCGAAAAAACCUAGAAAGACGAAUCCGUACGGAGAAUGGGAGCAGAUCGUACAGGAGGAAGAUCCCUACGAGAAUGUGGAUCUGCAGCUUCCUCAGGUGGACAACGCGGCCGCCGCCGCCGCCACGACCUCCGACCUGCCCCCGGAGCCUAAGCCUAAGUUUAAGGAGCGCACCAUCACCUCGCUCGGAGUCGAGGGGAGCGAGGGGGCCACGUUCCGGAAGAGGAAGACGGAAAACGGAAAAUCGAGGAGCAUCCGACAGAGAGGGAAAGAUGACUGAGAUUUUAGGGGACUUUUUUUAGGGGGGGGGGUUCUUCUCACGGACUUGUAGAGGAGAGCUGGGAGAUCGAGAUCUGACAGCACGGGUGGGUUUACAGCGCUGUACGCUGUGCAGGGAUAGGAAUGCUGAUGAAUAUGUUUUUUUUUGUUGUUUUUCUUUUUAACAUUUGGCUUAAUUUCAUCAUAUGUAGUACAAGUCGUUUCUCAUCAGUGAAGAUCAGUGCGUGAGUGUGAUUUUUACUCUUCUCUCAGUUUUUGUCGCGACCUUUUUUUUUUUUCACCUCUUCAUAGAUGUCGAGGGUUUUGCUGAAUGUGUCGUUUUGUCGCGUUUUUAACUGAAUCGAAUCUAGGAGUCCGAAGGGGGGGGGGGGGGCAAAUAUGUCGUCAAUAAUGUGUGAACAUGAAGAUAUUUUUUUAAAAUUGAUUUGCGGAAUUAAAGUCUUUCUCGAUUUUUUUCCUGACAUCACAUAAAUAUUCCUCUGAUAUUUCAUAUUCCAACUAUAAAUCCUGUUAUAUUUUUAUAUUUCCAUCUAUGCAAAAGUGAAUCUGUUCAAGCUUUUCAUAACACAAUAGCAAAGUACAUGAUAGUAAUCUGAAACUAUACUGGAGCGAGAGUUUAAAACU